UAUGCUUUGAGUCUAUGGUUACUACGCUCCGUAUGACGCAGUGAGUGAUUCGUAUCCUGAGCGUAUUUUGUACGGGACAAAGCCCGUUCACUGCGUUCAAUUCAAUCGCGUAAAAUUUAGCAAGUUUGUCAAGGAACGUCAAACAAAAUGGAUUCGACCGAGCACUCUGGCUACCCCCGAGUAAAAUGUCCGCUUCGGGGACUUUUUAACUAAUUUAUUAACCCUAAACUUAUAAAAAAAUUCAGGUACAUGCAACCAUGGAUCAAAGCAACACACACAAUAAACUGCCUUAAGUUUACGGUAGCUUUUGUACGUAUUAGUGUUAGUGUACGGACAUGCAAGUGUAGUGUGAGUGCAGAAUGUCGGAUGACGAGGACUCCUCACCGGACUGGGCGCUGGUGCCCUCUAACAAUGUGCCAAUCUUGGGCAUCAAACGUCUCAAGCAGAUCGAGACGUUGUUCCUCGCGCGGCGUCUCCAAGGCCACGCCGGGCUCAGUGUGGAGACGCUCCUCGACGUGUUGCUCGUGUUGUACGACGAGUGCUGCGGCAGCAGUCUGAGGAGAGAGAAGGCUGUUGCGGACUUUAUACAAUACGUGAAGCCAGUGGCAACAGCCCUCAAACGGCUGCGGUUAUCGCGCGAUGACUUCGAGCUGGUGAAGGUGAUCGGGCGAGGCGCCUUCGGGGAGGUGUGCGUCGUCAGGGCCUCUUUUAUGCAGGGCACAGAUGCAGGCGCCAACACAGUGCCCGGUGGAACUGUUUCAACUACGACGGGUGAACGGGUGUAUGCCAUGAAGAUACUUAACAAAUGGGAGAUGCUUAAGCGAGCGGAGACGGCUUGUUUUCAAGAGGAACGAGAUGUUUUAGUGUACGGAGACCGACGGUGGAUCACCAACCUGCAUUACGCCUUCCAGGACGAACACAAUUUGUACCUGGUGAUGGACUACUACUGCGGCGGCGAUCUUCUAACCCUGCUAUCCAAGUUCGAAGACCGCCUACCUGAAGACAUGGCCCGUUUCUACAUCGCAGAGAUGGUGCUCGCUGUGCAGAGCGUUCACGAACUCAGAUACGUGCACAGAGACAUCAAGCCAGAUAAUGUCCUGUUAGACGCCAGCGGCCACAUCAGACUCGCCGAUUUCGGCUCCUGCCUUCGACUGGGAGAUGACGGGAAGGUACAAAGCAACGUUGCCGUAGGGACUCCGGAUUACAUAUCGCCAGAGAUUCUUAGGGCGAUGGAGGAUGGUCAAGGUCGCUAUGGUCCUGAAUGUGAUUGGUGGUCACUAGGCGUGUGCAUGUAUGAAAUGCUAUUCGGAGAGACGCCGUUCUACGCGGAAUCUCUCGUGGAGACAUACGGCAAGAUCAUGAACCAUGCUCGUUCUUUUAGCUGCCCACCGCCUCUGGAACACGCUAAACAGGUCUCAGACGAGGCGACGGACUUGAUAAGGAAGCUUAUAUGCGCCGCUGACCAAAGGCUGGGAAAAAACGGCUUGCAAGAUUUCAAGAACCACGGCUGGUUCGCCGGCCUAGAGUGGGAGGCGCUCCGCGAGAUGCAGGCGCCUUUCGUUCCCGACGUGGCAAGCCCUACUGACACCUCCAACUUCGAUGUGGAUGACACGGACAUCAGAUUGUCGGAAGCGGUGCCACCACCGUCAGCGUCGUCGGCGUUCUCGGGCCUGCACCUGCCGUUCGUGGGCUUCACGUUCACGGCGGGGAGUCGCCUCUCCGACCUGGGUGCUCCGGCCACGCCGCUCAGCCCCGCCAAGAACGCUCCCAGCCAGGCUCCGUCUAACGCUGGCGACAGAGCGGCCCUGAAAGCCCUUGAGCGGGAAAACGCACUUCUAGCACAAACCAUCGCCGAGUUAAGAUCUGGUGGACAACCCUUGGACGUUGGGAGUGAGGAAUCAAUAACAUUGAAGGAAGAGCUCGCCGCACUGUCGAAGAGGAACGCGGAGUUGGAAGCGCAAGUGCGGUGCUACGAGCAGCUUAGCGGCGGGGUGGCGCAGGACCCAUCGGCGCCUCAAGAUGCAGUAACGAGGGUUCGCGAACUGGAGGUGAUGGUCACGACCCUCAACCUUGAGAAGGAAGAACUCGUUAAGGACAAAAUGGACUCCACUGAGAAGCUGAGGUUGCAGGAUAAAGAACUGAAGGAUGCCGUGGCGCAGCGGAAGCUAGCGAUGACGGAGUACAACGAAGUGACGGAUCGCCUGUCGGAGUUGCGGCAACAGAAACAAAAAUUGUCGCGACAGGUUCGCGAUAAAGAAGAGGAGCUAGAAGUAGCCAUGCAGAAGAUAGAUGCGCUAAGACAGGAUAUUCGUCGCUCGGACAAGGGCCGGCGAGAGUUAGAAGCACGACUCGACACUGCCAUCUCAGAGGCUACCAAAGAGCGGAAAUUACGCGAAGAAACUCUCCGGUCUGUCCGAGUGGAGGCGGGCGGUGGCGCUGCCGGCCCGCCCGGCUCCGCGGCGGCCGACGUGGCGCGCCUGCAGGCCGAGGUGGACGCGCUGGAGUUACAAUAUAAGGAAUCCCUCGCGCAACAACAACAACGGUACAACGCGGAGCUCGCGUCGCUUAGAGAACAACUGCACGAAGUAGAUGCCGUUAGGAGCGUGCUCAACAGAGAGUUACAAACAUCUAAGGACAAACUGGAGAGCCGGCGGUUAGAGCAGAUGACCGACAGCGAGGACAGGCAGAUGCUGAUCAACGAGAACCGGAAACUCGCCAAGGAUCUGGACGCGAUGGCAGAAAACGGUCGCCGGUGGCAGGCGGAGAGAAGGCAGUUAGAGCUGGAGCUAGAGGAGCUCCGAGCCAAGCGAGACACCAUGCAGCACUGGGAGACUCAGAUAGCGGACAUUAUUCGAUGGGUGGCAGAUGAGAAGGAGGCGCGGGGAUACCUGCAAGCGUUGGCUACUAAGAUGACUGAAGAAUUGGAGUAUCUUAAGAUUGCAUCCGCCACGCGCGGCGGCGUCGCGGCGCCCGCCUCCCCGCCCGCCGCGCCCGGCGCCGGCGGCUGGCGCAACCGCCGCUCGCAGAAACUCGACAAGAUGGAGAUCCUCACCCUGCAGUCCAGCCUGCACUCCGAGAUACAGGCCAAGCAGCAGGUCGGCGAGGAGCUCAGCAGGACCAGAGCCGAGCUGCUGCAUAGCCAGAGGGAGCUGCUAGAAACCCGGCAGCGGCUAGACGCGCUCGCGCACGACAUGAAGCGUAAGGAGCAGCACAUACGCGAGAUGCAGACGCGGCUCGACGCGCCGCACCAGCCCAACAAUUCCUUUUUGGAUCGGCCGCCGUCGCAGCUGAGCUACCUCGACCAGUUCCUGAAGGAGGCGCCGACGGAACGGCACUAUGAUAAUGUGCCGGUCAACAAUGAUGAGAAGAUGUCGCCGCAGUACCGAUACGGAAACGUACAGCAUUGUUGCAGUACGCAGAUGAUGUACGGCUCCCAGCAAUCGGCAGCGUUAAGCGGCUCCGUCGAGUCCCAAGACGAGAUGGAAGCGCGCGCCGCCACGCCGGCCUCCAGCAAGAGCUCGCCCAGCGAGAUGUCCACGGAUCCUUCAUUAGGCCCCGUGGUGCCGGGCAAGCAGAAACUCCAUCAGUUCCUAGUGCGGACGUUUAGCAGUCCCACCAAGUGCAACCACUGCACGUCACUCAUGAUCGGUCUAACCCGGCAAGGCGUCGUGUGCGAGACGUGCGGGCUGGCGGUGCACACGGCGUGCUGCGCUCGCGUGGCGGCGCGCUGCCCGCUGCCCGCCGCGCGCUCGCGCCGCCCGCUCGGCAUCGACCCCGCCCGGGGACAGGGCACCGCCUACGAGGGCUACGUCAAGGUACCAAAGCCGGGAGGCGUGAAGAAAGGCUGGAUGAGACAGUUUGUGGUUGUCUGCGAUUUCAAGCUCUUCCUAUAUGAUAUUACGCAAGACAGGAACGCGUUACCUUCAGUAUGCGUAAGCCAAGUACUGGACAUGCGCGACCCCGACUUCAGCGUGGCUUCCGUCAAGGACUCUGACGUCAUACAUGCCAAUAAAAGGGACAUACCGUGUAUAUUUAGGAUAUCAACGUCACAACUGGAAGGAGGCAAGCGAUCUCAUACACUAAUGUUAGCGGAAUCAGAGUCGGAGAAGACGAAAUGGGUCGUCGCGCUAAGUGAACUACAUAGGAUAUUGAAGAGGAACAAUCUGCCUGACAAAUGCGUAUACAGCGCAUGCGUGAUAGUAGACUCCGGCGCAGCAGCGGCGCUUCGCGGCGCGCAAUGUGCUGUCGUGUUAGAAGGCUCAAGAUUCUGCGUCGGCGGAGACGGCGGCUUAGCGUUAGUCGACUUAGAAAGGGGAGAGAUUACACCAAGAAGGCAACAUGCUCCAGUCGCCCAGGCGGCCUAUGUUCCUGAGGAGCAGCUGCUUGUUGUAAUAGCGGGUCGGGGUCGGCACGUGCGACUAGUCCCAGUACGGGCCCUAGAAUGUUCUGAGGUGGAGUGCGUCAAGCUAGCGGAGUCCAAGGGCUGUGUGCUGCUCGCGGCGGGUCAGCUCAAGACCAACACGUAUGGGUUCGCCGUCGUGUGCAAACGACAGAACGCGUACAUAGUGAACGUGUACGAGAUAACCCGCACGGCCCUGCGGCGCUGCCGCAUCGCGGAGCUGCGCGCGCCGGGCGCCGUGCACUCGGUGCAGCUGGUGCGCGGCCGGCUGCUGCUCGGGUACCGCGGCGGCUUCGCGGCGCACCAGCUGCCCGACCCGCGCCGCCCCGACCUAGACCAGCCCGCCGUCUCUCUAGUCCACCCCGAGAACCAAGUGAACCUGUUCCUGUCUCACUCUGGCGCGCGGCCGCUCGGCGCCGCCUGCGUCCCGAAUAGCGCCGACACUUUACUAGUGUUCAACUCGUUGGCGUUGUAUGUUGACCGUUGUGGACAUCGCGCCAGAGAUACUGAGCUCAUGUAUACACAGCAGCCCAGUCAUCAUGCGAUCAACGAAACGCAUCUACUGAUAUUCACGACGACGCAUAUCGAUAUAUACGACAUCGAGAGUGGCGAGUGGGUACAGACUAUCAAUAUUCCGAACGCGCGACCGUUAGACGAGCAGGGCUGGCUGUGCUGCGUGUCGGGCGGCGCCAGCAACGGGUUCCCCUUCGCCAGCGACGCCGCCCCAUUCAUCAUCUACCUGCGCCCGCUAAUGACGCAGGGUCCCCUGAACGUUGAUCACGCGGCGCUAUGGGGCUCGACCAAACGGAGAUUCUCUGUGCGGGAACAAUCACACCAAGCUAUCGAAGCGCAUAACAGAUUAUCGGAGCGACGUUCGCGCCUGAUCUCAGCACCCACAAACUUUGCGCACCUGUCGCAUAUGGGCCCCGGCGACGGCAUCCGCUCGCAACGUCUACUCGACUUGCCCACCACUGUGGAGACCGCCGACGACCACCAGCAGAUGUACAGCAGUCGAGAGAGCAGUAAACGGACGUCACCGCUCACGAUAUCGCACGGCACGGGCUCUUACAACGGCUCGUGGCGCGGCGCGGGCCGCUCGGGCCCGCCGGCCGACGCGCCGCCGUCGCCGCCGCUCUCGCACCGCCCCAUGGAGAGAUCAAUAGGCGGCGGCUCGCAGGGCAGCGGAUCAUUACUACUAGAGCGCUCCAUAACGCCGCUCAGCCUCGGCAGUAUGAGCUCUCUGCACGAUGUACUUAAGGUGGGCACGGACAUGGGCGACGCGCUCCACUCCGAGGACAGCAGCUGCGGGGCCUCGCCGCCGCACCCCGCCGACCCCUGAUCAAACGAACUGAACGCGUAUUGGUCGCUCGACGUGUCCCGGUUCUACGCGUGCUUCUGCUAGCGACGCACCAAAUUGAGGCUACACACUGACGCCACACAUUUGCCGUGGGCGCUGUUCUCGAGCAGUGGUGUGAAGUGAUCAUUUACGUAUGUAACCUGAACUGUGUUGAUACUCAAUGUUUAAGUUUUAAUAUUUAAUUUUAAAUAGGACAAAAUGAUGAUAACAGUGUUUAGAAACACUCACCUGUACAGUCCGCAGCAGAAGUUGCUAAGCGGGCGAGGUGUUUGAUAUUACCUUAACACGACCUUAUUUUACAUAAAUAUUUUAAAACCCACACUUCACACCACUCACUCUCUUUUCUACGUAGCAGUCCGUCAAACUCAUGCUAAAUUCGUCCUUAGCCCGUUUACUAUAAGGCAUGUUCUCGUUUGCGCGGACUGCGAUCACAUUUAUUUUGAGGCUCUGGGCUCCGCGAAAAUCGAAGUCCGUCAAUUUCGAGCAACUAUCUCUGUCACUCUAAUUACGCCUUAAUUGGAGUAAGAGAGAAAGAGUUCGCGGUAGGCCCUCUGACCCACCUACUGCUCGAUGCUCGAGUCUCAAUGGAUUUUUAGUUAGGUUCUAAUUUUUUUUUGAAACGCGGUAUAUAUUGAACAAGUGACGAAUACAUGUAUGUUUAAGUAUGUAUAACCCUGAAUACGCCUAAUGGUCUAAAUUGCAAUCUCAAAAAAAUUAUACCUUUUUUAAAACAUGUUUUAUGGCAAUUUGUAAUUAUUUAAGACUCAAAGAAUACUCACUAAUUAGUAAACGUUAUUACUAAAUUAUGA
Molecule: messenger RNA, 6565 nt
Organism: Cydia splendana
Lineage: Eukaryota; Metazoa; Arthropoda; Insecta; Lepidoptera; Tortricidae
Gene: gek
Product: serine/threonine-protein kinase Genghis Khan
Exons: 47
Coding region: 360-5738 (1792 amino acids)
Biological process (GO): actomyosin structure organization; peptidyl-threonine phosphorylation
Cellular component (GO): cytoskeleton; cytoplasm
Molecular function (GO): protein serine/threonine kinase activity; ATP binding
Source: RefSeq, a predicted model, not a curated record